CCCCUGCUGCCUGGAGAACAACACAGAGAGACAUUGUGGGAUGCCUCGCCUUCAGCAGCUGACAUCAUAAUUGAGAAAGCAAUGAGGAGGCGGAAACAGUUCGACGCCUCAAGGGAUGCACAGACCGGUGCAACCUGUUCGGUAGACCGGAAUCCAUCCUCAGCUUCUGGACACACCAGCUUGAACACGGUAUUUUGAUGCUGCAGCCACCAGGUCGUUUGACUAUGGAGUCCAUCAACAUGAUACACACUCUCAGGUGGCGCCCCCUGCAGACUCCUUGCAGUACUGCGGCGCUCUACUCCGUACAGUACCAAGGCGAGUUCGAGCGGACGGCCCCGAACGCAACCUGGCUGGACGUUUACGAGUGCCAGAACAUUUCGCACACCCACUGCGACGUGACCUUGGACUUGGUCUCCGACUCCGACUACAACAUCCGCGUCAGAGCGCAGUGCGAGUCGCAGAUUUCGCAGUGGACCUGCCUGAGUCCGCCUUUUAACAGAAAGGACACUUUGCUGACAGUGCCCCAAAUGGCGGUCUCUGCGGUGGGCUACGCCCUUCUAGUGACCUUUGACCAGGCCCCGCCCACAGCCUCCAUCAACGUGACGGUGUGGAAGCGAGGCGACAAGGCCCAGGCGGACGUCUACACCAUCUUGGCGGAGGAGAAGGUGCUGCGUGUCGCCGCCCUGCAGGAGGGAGUGGUGUACUGCCUCAAAGCGCACAUGAUCCUGGAGCAGCUGAGCCGAACGGGCAGCACCGAAAUCCACUGUGUGCCUAUCAAAGGUACACACGCUCCCUGGAAGAGCACCACGACUGUGGUGGUCACUCUGGUCCUCAUGGCGGGUGUCCUCCUUGCCACCUUCUGGACCGUGGUCCACUGCCGGGCACACGACUCCCACCAGUGUACUUACAAGGAGCCGCUGCCAAGCUCCCUGGUUAGUUUGAUGACGAUGAUGAUGAAGCUGUUGAUUAGGUACACCUUAGUUCAGGGGUGUCAAACUCAUUUUAGCUCAGGGGCCACAUUGAGGAAAAUCUGUGCACACCGACGGGCCGGACUAUUAAAAUCAUGGCAUUAAAACUAAAAAAUAAAAGUUGUCUUUCUCUUACUUUGGCCAAAAAUAGAACAAACACAUUCUGAAAAUGUUACAAUAAAAAUAUAGCAAAAAAUACCGGCAGCGGUAAAGUUAAGAUCCAUGAAGGAAAGAAG
This is a messenger RNA of Entelurus aequoreus (snake pipefish), 1204 nucleotides long. RefSeq names its product cytokine receptor family member B16 (gene il20rb). Gene Ontology annotation, molecular function: interleukin-20 binding. The record is from RefSeq and is a predicted model, not a curated record. NCBI's taxonomy places the organism in Eukaryota, Metazoa, Chordata, Actinopteri, Syngnathiformes, Syngnathidae. The transcript is spliced from 6 exons. Bases 198 to 1073 code for a protein of 291 amino acids.